This is a messenger RNA of Plodia interpunctella (Indianmeal moth), 1407 nucleotides long. It is a transcript of the gene Vkor, whose product is annotated as Vitamin-K epoxide reductase. The record is from RefSeq and is a predicted model, not a curated record. Gene Ontology annotation, molecular function: vitamin-K-epoxide reductase (warfarin-sensitive) activity. Bases 389 to 856 code for a protein of 155 amino acids. Lineage: Eukaryota; Metazoa; Arthropoda; Insecta; Lepidoptera; Pyralidae. The transcript has 5 exons. Gene Ontology annotation, biological process: peptidyl-glutamic acid carboxylation; vitamin K metabolic process.
CAGAUUUUUGUCAAGUCUGUACGGUCGGAGUAAUUAUUUCGCCUAUUGAUUUGAGUAGAAGCAAGCAAACAUUGCUCCAGCAAAUUGGUAGUCGAAGAUCAAUCAAAGUACACUUUUACACCUCAAAUAUAAAAUUUUCAUAGCUACGAACUAGGUACUUGUUUGCAUUAUACUUAUAAAUCUUCUAGUAAUGAUUUCUGAAGAUUUUGUUAAAUUAUGGUAACAAAUACAGAUAUUUAUAUAUUAACUCACCACAAUGUUUAUCCAUACUUCCAUACUUCCAUACUUCCAUACUAAUAUAAAGAGAAAAAAAAUGUAUUUUUGUUUGUAAUGAAUAAACACAAAACUACUGGGCAAACUUCAGGAGUAGGUACCAGCUGUUUCUGCAAUGAAGUCUGUGUCUCUGUUGCGUGGCAUCACGGCCGUGGCCAUCGCUGGCGUGCUGGUGUCCACGUAUGCACUGUAUGUGGAGAUGGCAGUGGAGGCCCGUCCUGGGUACAAGGCGCUAUGCGACAUUGCUGAGCGCGCCAGCUGCUCCAGGGUGCUCACGUCCGAGUAUUCAAAGGGCUUUGGAUUUAUGCCAAAAGAGUCAUCACUGGAAGUACCGAAUUGUAUAUUCGGAAUAUUAUUUUAUUGCAUUAUGAUAUUUUUGGCGACGUUUGAUCACAAAUUCGCUGUGCGGCUGCAGUUCUUCUUGGCAUUAACGUCGGUCACAUCCAGUGUAUACCUGGCGUAUCUUCUUGUCUUUGUUUUACACGAUUUUUGUAUAGUUUGUGUUUCAACAUAUUUUAUUAAUGCAGCCUUAGUUGCAUUAGUCUAUAAAAAGACUAAAUUAGUAACUGCGAAAAAUAAAUAAAAAUGUUCAUGAACGUUCAGCGCCAUCUAGUGUUCAUACCUGGGAACACUGCACAGAGCCAUCUGUAAACAGGAUUUCUAACUUUUAUUAUCGUCAUCUAUUGACACAAAUUGUAAAUACAAUUACAGCCAUCUAUUGUUGAGUAGCUGCACUAAAAUUAAAUAUAGUUUUUUAAUAAGUUGUAUAGAUGGCGCUUUUCGAAGAAAAAUUUUAGUAAUUUUUUUCAUGAAGUUGUUACGAGAAAACCAGUAGUUGUUAAAAUAAAAGCAAAAUUGUUUUGCUAUAUACACAGGGUAUUUUUUAUUGACUACAAAUUUUCACAAUAUUCUCAGGGUACACGGAAUACGUACAAUAAUUUCAAAAUUUUCCAUUUCCAAAGAAUUGUCUGCUGUUUGCCCAAAUUGUAUUUUUGAUAUAGAUAUCUUUUGCAAGCUCAAUAUCAUCAGUUUCUGUUCACAAAAUUCUAUGAGCUGAAAAAAUAUCCUGUAUAAUGAAAGUAUGCUACCAAUUUUAUUUUGAUAAAAUCGAUUUAUAAUAAAUACUAAAAAAUG